Molecule: messenger RNA, 8191 nt
Organism: Xyrichtys novacula (pearly razorfish)
Lineage: Eukaryota; Metazoa; Chordata; Actinopteri; Labriformes; Labridae
Source: the annotation of a GenBank genome assembly
ACAGAAUUAGAUGUGAUCCACAAGGAUGGCCACAACCUCACACUUAGCACGAGGCCAGGAUGAAUCAAACCCAUGAAAACGCGGUUUGUGAUGGUUGAGAACAUAAAGUGCAGGAUUGGAUUCAGUGACUGUUUCUUCCACUGCUGCUUUUUCCUUCUUGCUCUCUUCUUUUUCCUCCGCAGCGAGUUUGAGGUCUAUCCCUAUUAAACUUUACGUCAACCAUCCUCAAAUGUAAUUCUAAAUGGGGAUUAGACCUCAUUAAUAUUCAUGAGGGUUGUUGUGCGUGUGUGUAUGUGAGUGUGUGUAAAGGAAGAGGAGGGGGGAGUAUCACAAUCAAAUCAAAAUGGAUGAAUUUAACUUCCUUUUUGAUUUCUCGUGUUUAUGUUUUGGGAUCAUUAAAAAGACUUGACCUGUACAAACGGCGGAGUUAGCUGCAUUCAAAAUCAUGCUGAGCUUUCUCCAACCUCUGAGGAACUGCGUUUUUCUGCUGCUGCUGGGCUAACAGGCAGCUGUCUCUUAAACCAAACACUCUGACACAUUUGUUUCUUUAAGUGCCUUUUUCCCUUUUUUUUUCCUCGUGAUUUUUAAAAAUGAAAUGAUGAUUUGCCUUUAAAGAGGUGACACUUUUAUUUGAAAGAAAAUUGGUGUGAUAGGAGGUCAUGUGUGCAGAUUGAGCAUCUUGGUGAGAGAGAGGCCCAUCUUAAACGCUGCCGUACUUUCUGUAAUUUUAAGGAACUUACACAGAAAGGCUUCGUCAUUUACGCGCAGCAGCAGCAGCAGCAGCAGCAGCGGCAGGGCCUGACUCUUCCCUCUCUAGGCCAUCUUUUUAAAAAAUCUCUGGCCGGCUCGUCCGGUCUCAGGACCAGGACCGAGAUGAGGAGGACGUGAGGAGGUGGGAGGGGGACGGGGGCGUUCAGUAGGAGUGGGCGAUUUACGGCCGCUGCUGCGCGCCAAUAGGCCACUCUCGCCGUCCGUCAGGCGGAUCGCGCGCGGUGAUUGGCUAAGAGAGGCGGAUCCGCAGGUGUCCUCCGCUCAUAGAGGCGCAGGGCGGAGAGAAGGUGAUCAAUCUCCAUUAGAGCACUCUGACAGACAACGACAAGCCCCCUGAAAGCAAAUGAGUUUGAUUUAUUUGGCUGUAAAAACACCAGGAACCGUACCGAGGACGCGGUGACGUCCGUGUGCUGUGCACUGCGUGUUUGUCCGUGAUGCUGUUCGGUUUGCACGCGGUUGUUUGUUUUUGAGCGAGUCUACUGCUGUUGCUGUUUGAGUUUUGUGCCCUGCAGACUUCCUACUGCUGGAUAAUUUUACUGCUGCUCGCUUCUCGUGGCCCGAGAGCUCGGGAGAAGGGAAAAGGAGGAAAAACAAGGUAAAGUUUCCACAGUUUUCUCUCUAACUUCAUGUAAAUGAAAGUUUGAGCGCAUUUUGACUCCGGGACAUGAAUCAUGUCAUCUCCGGCUCUGGUGAUGGAAAAGUUCAUUCUCAAAAAAUUAUUUCAAGGACGGAAAUCGACGUUGAAAUGUGACAAGUGGUUUUUCGUCUUUUGCGAUUGCAGCGCCUAACAUUUAUGUUUUUGUGUUUUUUUAUUUUUUUGUAACUGAUGUAUCAGUAAAUCACAAGAGGAAUCCAACCCGAGACGGUGAAAUUGAAUCAACUUCAUGUGGAGGAGAUAAUGUUCAUAUUUCUAUUCCAACCCGUUCCUUUUUUUAAGAGCAGUUGGCCAUUAAAACAUUUGAGGCACUCGGUGGAUAAUUGGAGAGGCGUGUUUUGGUUUUUGUUAAUUUAUUUGGCAGAUAAGAGCUCUUGUGAAUCGCUCUCUCCCCGGAGGUCUAAUCUAAAUUCUAAUUGAGUUCAUUUGCACCGAGAUCUCGGCCCCUUUCACUCCGGCCUGGCAGGGCUGCAGUGCGGCUCUUACAGCCGUUCAAUACACGUUUGGUGGGUUGAGGUUUGGUUUGGUCAGUUAGGAGCUCUUUGUUGAAAUAAUGUCCCACUAAAGAGCUGCUAAUUUAAUUCACACGCUUGAAACCAGAGGUGGUUUGGGUGAGUUUCACUGGAGGGUCAAAACUAAAACUUAGGAUCUGUUGGAAAUUCUAGAUUUCACACUAGCAAAUAUGCACACAUGUUUGUACAGUAAUUUACCCUUAAAAACGGAGGAAUCUUUAUCUGGAUGAAACUCUUUAACUUCUGGAUUUAGACAAACUUUCUCUCUGUUUAAUGUUGGAGGCAGUUGGGCUUAGAUGUUGGUUCAUUUUAUUUACAAAUGUAAUCUUCAUUUGAGUGGUCUUUCCUGACAGCACAAAUUAAAAAUAGUGUAAGUGACACUUUCUUUAAUUUAAUAAACCUCUGUCAAAGAAAUAAAAUGGAUGAAACCCUUUACAGUCCACUUCCACUCAAAUCAGCUGUGAAAAAAAAAAGUGUUGAAAGUUAGGAAGCAAAAUAAUCCGGAGUGUGGUCCUUUUUUUAGGAGUCUGAAAACGAAGAAGACACUUUUAUUCAGCGUUUUUUCACGUUGUUGUAGUAUCAGUAAGUUUAAGCCGGGCUCUGGGGAUCUACAGGAGUCCGGUUGUAAAACAAAGUCUGAUGACCCGAGCCAACAUAGGUACUGAGACAUGGACGAGUUAAAACAGCUGGGAUUUUUUCAAGAUAGAUUAUUAAACCAUAUACAUAAAAAUUCCCGUUUGUUUUAUGUGACUGUGUGUGUUUUAGGCCUUCAUUUAGACACACACAAAACACACACACACACACAUACUGCCGUGCUCACCAUUUAAACAAUUCUGAUUUAAAAUCAGCAAACUUUUUUUCCAUUCAAAUGAAUCAAUUACAAAAAAAAGACAAAACGAAAAAAAACGCUUUUUGUUUUUUUUAAAUGAAAUAAACUCGUCUGUGUGUCUUUGGUUGACACACGGCAGUGUAAAGAUUUGGUCCUUUUUCAAAUGGAAAACUGUCUCUGAGUCUUUGAAAGGAUUAAUUUGAUCAUAUUGUCCGUCUGUGGUUCUGACUGGUUAUUUUUUCAUGUGAAACAGAAAUAGUCAGGUGCGUUGAAAAAAAUCUUAAAAUGACCAAAAUGUCUGUCAGUUUUGAUAUUCUGCAGGUUGGGCGACAUUUUCUUCAAAGCAGUCGGGUGGAUUAUUAUAGUACUGGGAAUAAAGACCUUCUUCUUGGUUUGGCCUCGUUAAAACUCUUUUAUUUGACCCAGAGAGAAAAGUGUGGGGCUUCAGUCCUCUGGUUAUUUUUUCUUCAAUGUGAGCGGGUUUUAGCAGCCGUUUGACCCCAGUUAUCCUCUGACCAAAAACCCAAUACUCCUGAAGGGAUUUAACGUGCCGCCUCUGCCUUCAAUAACUCUCUGCCUUUAUGCUUUAGGAUUUUAACGCGCUUCUAGUCUUAAAAUACAGAUUUUUUUAUAGUUAAUUGUGCGUAUAUUUCUCCAACAUUUCUUGUUUUACUGCGUAAAAAGUUUGGCCAAAUCAGGAAUGACCAGUAAUAAAAUCACCACAGCCCAGAAGUUAAAAAGCAGGAGAGGCGAACAAAUGUGGGACAAAUUCAACACGUUUGAGGCUUAUGACUUGAAUUCUUGCGGACAAUACCUGCUUGAAGUGUUACUUCUGUGGGCCACUGUGUGUGUGUUUUCCUCUGCGUGUUUCUCAUUUUCGUCCUGUGUGUGUGUGCGCCUGUAGUGUCUUGGAUCGGCCCCCUGUCCCGUCAAGCUGCAGCAUCGGGGGAAAUCGAACCACUGGCCUGAGCUGGGUGGAGCAGUGACCGCCUGUAGCAUGAUGUCCUACCUCAAACAGCCCCCCUAUGGCGUCAACGGCCUGGGGCUGAGCGGCGCUGCCAUGGACCUGCUGCACCCGUCAGUGGGCUACCCGGGUACGACCCUCCUCCCUGCCACACGCAAACACACACACACACACACACACACACACCGUUUUUAACAUGAAUGCAUCCGGCGUGGACCGGUUUACUUGGAUUAAAAUCACAGGCCAAAAUAAGUGUGAGAGCUUCAGUUACUAAAAGGAAAAUUAUCCCCGAUUUACCAUCUGAUAAAAAGAAGCAGAUUUAUCAUAAUAAUAAUAAUAAUAAUAAUAAUAAUAAUAAUAAUAGAGAGGGUUUUUUUCAGUGUUACACAAUGCUACUCUUAAUAUCGUGGUCUGUUGAAAUAGGCUUUUCAUAACAGUUAAACUCACCUCUAAAGUGAAAACAUGACCUGUGAGUGAAGUUACAUUAAAACGAAAACAUCUGGGUUUUUAGUUAAAUAGAUGCUUUAUUUCGGUCACUCCAACCAGACCGUAAUUUUUAGUGAAUCACCUUUUUUUUUUUUUACUCCGUCCAGCCACUAAGUUGUGUUUUAUAACUGUUUAGUGGGUCGAUUUUAUAGCGAUACCGUAACUGAUUAAAAAUGUGCAGAAAGUAUUAUUAUUUUUACUUAUGUUAAUUUUGAAGUUGUUGAAGGAAAGAUAAUCUGUUUUAAAGAGCUGUUUUUAUCAAGGCGAGUGACUCUUAAGUUUUUUUUUUCCCGCCUGUUUUCCUGCUCAUGAUUGGAGACAAAUGCCGAGCAGAAGCUUGUCAGAGAAACAUUAAUUCAUUUUAAAAAAAGGCAUCGUAAUUCACACACACACACACACACACACACACACACACACACACACACACACACACACACACACACACACACACACACACAGCUUCAUAAUCGGCCCUCGCUCUUCUUCUCUUUCUGCAGCUACACCCAGGAAGCAGCGGCGGGAGAGAACAACCUUCACGCGCUCUCAACUUGACGUCCUCGAGGCUCUAUUCGCCAAAACCCGGUACCCGGACAUUUUCAUGCGCGAGGAGGUGGCGCUGAAAAUCAACCUACCUGAGUCGCGGGUCCAGGUGAUAAAUUAAUCUUUUUUUUUGUGUUCAGAGAAACCGAGAAGUGAUCUAAACCGAGCAGGACAGUUCACGAGGCCUGUGGUCGACUCAGUGACACCAAAGUUAGCUCAAUAAGUCCCGUUUCAGUACGUAGAGUCUUUUCAAUCGUUUCCCCCAAAAUUAAGUCUUUAAAUGAUGAAACUAUGGUCAACUGAACACUAAUAAUAAAGCGCUGAAAUGGUCCAAUCUCGAGCUGAAAUCUUGAAUAUUGUCUAAAGGCCUGGCCACACUCAGGAGUUAUCAAUUUAUUGUAAACUACAGCUCAACCAGCCUACGUGGAUUUAUCUAAAGAUUUCCUUUCAACCACAAGUGUGUUUUAAACAGGAAAGAAUCAAAAUUUUAUUAUUAUUAUUAUUCACCAAAUGAGGCAGUGUUGGUGAUUAUUUGAGGUCUGCUUGGUUACAGUGUAGACCAGCCUUGUUGUGGAUCAGGUGUACAGUAUUUAUCACAAAUCAAACCACAUUUAUUAUAGUUGUGUAAUUUUGGCCAGUAAAUAAUCCUAAUUCUCCCACAUAUUGCAUAAUCUUGCAGGAGUUUGUAUCAUUAAUGAUGGUUUAAAUGAUGGUAUGUUUUUAGCCGGGGAUAUUUCAGGUUUAUGGCCAUAUAUAGGCCACAGUGGAUGAAUUAAAGGCAUGUUAUUGUUGUUGUUUUUUCCUCUUUUUUAACCCAUAAAAGUGAAAUAAUAAUAUCUGUGGUUAAUAUGUCAGACUUCUCUGUGUACAUUAUGUUUGGUGUUCUACAGGGUUAGUUAUGUUGAGAUGAUGUGAUUAUUUUUUAUUAUUUAAGUUUUAUUUUUUCCCACCUCAGCUUUCCUCCUUUCAGAAGACAUUUCAUGCUGGGAUAACACAGUUUACACACGCUGAUUCAAAGUAAACUACUUUUCAGAGUCUCACCUCUCUUUUGUAGUUGACUUUAUUCCCUAUUAUUUGAUGCGAAGAUGACUGCAGGCAGUGUAACUUGACCUGAAUUGUAGGAUCUGUAAUGAAGAGGCCAGGAGUUUACCAGCAAAUACUCCACAAACAACUCGGAGGUGUACUAUGAUGUUGAACAAAUUCUACUCUUGAAAAGGCAUUAGGGGAAAACCAAGGCCAGCCUCUCUCUCACACAACCGAGUUAUUCUCAGAAUGUGUGUGUGAAACAAAACGCUCUACAUGAUCCUACCCUCUCUGAGCUCUAGAGUUACCCUACUGUGUGGUGAAACACGAUAGCCUGUUAUCUUAGAGCCGUCUACCUGGUAUGAAAUUGGACCCCUGGCUGAUCCAAGCCAAGGGGCCAGGGUGGAAAUGAACCUCGAUGGCUAAUAACCCCCAAUUUUCCUCCAUGAUGUACUGCCAGUAUGGUCUGGGAGUAUCUGUUUAGUAUGAAAAGCUGAGGUUGCCGUAUGUGUCUAACUCUUGGCUGGUGAUCUUGGUUGUAGGUGUGGUUCAAGAACCGGAGGGCCAAGUGUCGCCAGCAGCAACAGAGCGGCAGCAGCUCCAAAGCCAGGCCGCCAAAGAAGAAGUCGUCUCCAGCCCGGGAAAGCACCGGCUCUGAGAGCAGCGGCCAGUUCACACCUCCUGCCGUGUCCAGCACAGGCUCAUCCUCAUCCUCAUCCUCCUCCACUAACCACACAGGCCCAGCAGCACUCAGCAGCACCUCUACCUCCAUCAGCACCGUGUCCUCCAUUUGGAGCCCCGCUAUCUCCCCUGGAAACGCUCCCGCCCCUGCCGUGGCCCCGCUCCCUGAGCCCGGACCCCCAUCUAACGCCUCCUGUAUGCAACGCUCCAUGUCAGGCUCGGCCGCUGCGGCAACCUCCUACCCCAUGUCCUACAACCAGACUCCAGGUUACGGCCAGGGUUACCCCACUCCGUCCAGCUCAUACUUCAGCAGUGUGGACUGUGGCUCCUACUUGGCCCCCAUGCACUCCCACCACCACCCUCACCAGCUCAGCCCCAUGACGGCCUCCUCAAUGUCAGGCCACCCACACCACCACAUCAGCCAGUCAUCAGGCCACCAUCACCAUCACCACCACCACCAGGCGUAUGGAGGCUCCAGCCUGGCUUUCAACUCGUCCGACUGCCUGGAUUACAAAGAGCAGACUGCAGCCUCCUCAUGGAAGCUCAACUUUAACGCCACAGACUGCUUGGACUACAAAGACCAGGCCUCCUGGAGGUUCCAAGUCUUGUGAUCUGGCUUUUUCCCCCUCCUCCUCCUCCUCUUCUUCUCCAGGCUUGUCUGCUCCCUCUCUUUUUUUUUUUCCACAUCAGCUCAUUGCUUGUUUUUAAAAGACAGAAAGAGUUUAUGAACCAAAAGAUUACAAUGAUAGCAGCAGGGAUGCUCAGAAAAUCGGACUUUGUUUUUCAACCCUCCCAUCUUCAGGGUCUUUGAAAGAUAAAGAUCUUCAAGAGAAACAGUCGAGCCCAAUGAAAAGAAAAACAUCAGGAGCAGUUUGCUGACAAUGAAGAGUGGGUUUUUAAGAUGCUGCUUCCAGGAUGAUUAAAAAAAAAACUGUUUUCCAAAAAAAUGAAGAGAGAAAAAAAAAGUCAUUUCAACCAAACUCCUUAGACCACCAGCUCUCUGGCUCUCUGGAUGGGAGGAAUAUUUUCCCUUCUGCUGCAUCAACAGGAACUGCAUGCAGUGUCCCUCUUUACCUCCAAUCCACCCAAUCAAACAAACCCUGUAUAGUUUUUAUUUCAGAAAUUUGUUAUUUUAGGAUGACAGAGAUUUUUUAGUCAGCUACAUCGAGCAGCUGAAAUCUGUAAAUAUGUAUUUUGGUCAGUUACAGUGACCAUAUUUAGUUGGUGUUUUUUUUCUGAAUUUGAAAUUGUUUAUUACCACUUUGGAAGAAGAAGAAAAAAAAAAGAAAAAAAACCUGUAUGUAAAUCUUUCCAAAUGUUCCAAAGAGAUCAAAUCGGCCAUAAAGUUCAGCUUUUAUAUGCGUUGUUUUACUCCGAAAGUGUUUUGGCAAUUGAAAAUGUCUUGGACAAACCUAAAACAUAGAUGCAGAAGUGACCUGGGCGACUGUUUCCGGAUAUGAUGAUGAUUACUAUUAUUAUUAUUAUUAUUAUUAUUAUUACUCUAGCCUCUUCGUUUUCAAAGCAGACCUCCUCUCUUGGGCAUUGUCGUGAUUUAUUGGACAUGUUUGAACGCAGCACUUGGCUUGAUAUUGGAGUCAGAGCAUUUUUUUGAAUUUUUGGAGAGGAUUUGUGGAUUUAUAGCUCCAAAAAUGACAGUGAAAUGUUGAAUGUAUCUUCAAGGCGACCACCCUUACAUACAUGUUCAUCCAAUAAAGAUCCGUUAAGUCAUA